Molecule: messenger RNA, 3603 nt
Organism: Volvox carteri f. nagariensis
Lineage: Eukaryota; Viridiplantae; Chlorophyta; Chlorophyceae; Chlamydomonadales; Volvocaceae
Exons: 9
Coding region: 1-3603 (1200 amino acids)
Molecular function (GO): protein binding
Source: RefSeq, a predicted model, not a curated record
AUGCUUACCAGUCCGCUGUCGUUUGACAUUCUCGAUGACCUAGACCUCGGCGAUAUAGAGGAGUUCUCCUUGGGUGUCCCGACCGAGGGCGUCAAGGUCGACGGAGAGCAGCUGCAGCUUGGCAACGGCAGUCAACAGGACAUACCGGCCUCACAUGUGUGGCCUGCCGCAUCGAAUCUUCGUGGCAUCGCAGAGGGCGACGCCGACGGUGAUGGCGAUUCCCUGCGGAUUCUGCUGCAGCACUAUCGGGGGGAAGAUGCCGACAACGGUGGUGUUACCUCUGAGGAAGAUUUGGAGGCUCUUAUUGCUUUGCCCUUGAUCUCUCAGCAUGAGGCUGCAGCUCCGUACAGGCCGCAGUAUCUGCCGUACCCCGCUGCUGCAGUUGCCUUCAGUGCUGGCAGCUAUGGGGAGAGACCAGCGGUGGUGACAGUGGUGGCAGAAGGGGUCGAGCAGGAGUGGCGAUCCGCUCGCAGGGAUGCGGUCCUCCUGGACUGGUGGCGGGAAGUGAAGGAACGCAUCCACACGGUGGAGGCAGCCGAGGAGUUUUGGAAGGAGACAAGAGGCGAAGGAGGGGUCUCCGGCCAGCAACAGCAACUGCAGCGACGGCUGCUGCUGCAUCAUGCAGGGGGCGAUGAGUUUUGGACGGGAGCCCAGACCUCCCUUCCGGAGGUGCUUCUGGAUUACCUGUGGCCCAUGAGUGGUGUGGAUGGCGGCCGCCCGCACCCGCACCCGCACCCGGCGGGUGGUCCGCUGGGGCCUCCAGCCGGCGGUCCGCCGCGCUGCAAGAAGCUGCACUUCAUUGGACCGGCGGAGCUGUGGAUAUUUGGAACAAGGUCCAUGGAAAGUACAGGUGGCGCUAAGCAGAGGCGUGCAUCGCGAAUACAGUUACCGGGAGCAGCCGCAGCAGCGGCGGCGAUUGAGCAGCAGCGGCAGCUGCUGCACCCAGAGCUAGGAGGCGGGCGAGACGCGGAUGGGGGCUCGGAUCCCGACACAGCUGGAAGUGGAGGAUUGAAUGGCGCUGGUCCACGUGACCUGUACGUCAUUGACAAAUACUGUUAUUCCCUCAAAAACAGGCAGCAGACCGUGGACAAGGUCGUGAUCGCGGAAUUCUUGGGUUGGGCCGUGAAGGAGGACUUGGAGAGCUGGACGAGAAAGAACAAGCAGACCAAGGCAAAGUUCGACCCUCAGGACUGGGGAAGCGGUGUCUUCGAGCUGCGCAGCAGCAAGGGGUCGUAUGUUAAGCUGCGGUGGGCGGCGUGGUGGCCAGCCCUGUACACGGUCAACGCGCCCUCCAGCAGGAAGCUCAAGAAGGAAGCGGCCCCGAGGCCCUCGUCUGCCACUGCUGAGACAGCGGCUACUCCCAGCCCCACCAAGGACCCCAGUCCUAACCUGUCGGGGAGCAGCUAUCAUGAGGUAGCCGCUGCAGGAGGGAGCGGCUCGCACCCCAUGCGACCAGCCGUGGGCGGUCGUCAACAGCAGCAGCAGCAGCAGCAGCAGCAGGGGGGGCUAGCCGCGCUGCCUCCACACGUCUGGCCUCUGUCGUCUGCUGUGGGGGAACCCCCCUCGUUGGCGGCAGUGGUGGCGGCGGCGCCAGCGGCGGCGGAGGCAUUAGCUCCACCACCCCUGCCGCCGUCGGCGCCUUUCCAGGAGGCGCCAACUCAGUAUCGUGAUUACCAUUGUUAUCCCGAUACGCAGCAGGCAGAGCAGCAGCAGCACCACCACCACCAAUAUCAGCAGCGGCAAUCACCGCCGCCACAACAGUACCAGCAGCAGCACCAGCACCAUCAUUUGUACCCGGUGCAGGCACCACCAGCAGCACCAGCAAUGGUACCCCUGACACCCCGCUUGUCGGGGGUGAACCUUUGUGGAGCAUCGGCAUUAGCAGCAGCACCAUCAGCACCGGAUGAUGGGUCAUCAGCUCUUCCUGCUCACGGGACAGUGGGGCCCGCAGCUGGUUGGCGGCCCACGACCCGGCAGCAGCAAGAGGUGCCAUCGGGCCCGGUGCCGGAUGGUCCGGUUGGGCAGCAGCAGCAGCAGCCGUACGGCUACGUUGUGGGCGCGGCGGCAGGGCAAGGACUGUUCUUCUCGGACAGUGACAACUCCUACACACUGUCUAGCACGUGCUACGAAAGCCAGCACCAGUAUGGUGGCAGUACUAAUGUUAUGCUGCCACAGCCGCCAGCAGUAGGCCCCAUGGCCUUCUGCGAACCUGAAUUGAACGCAGCCUUGACUGCUCGAUAUGCUGCUUCUGCUGGUGCCAUGGCUGCUACUGCCGCACCUCCCGGCAUCUCGGCAGAAGCACCAACAGCAGCAUCCUCCGGCACCUCGCUUCAGGCGGUAUGGCACCCUGCCGUUAGUGGUUACAGUGGCGGCCAGUUCAUGGGGGCCACGGAGGAGAAGGAUGGCAUUGCUGCUGCCGGCGGCGGUGGCGGCGGGCUUGCCAGCGCUGGAGUGCCGGAGGUAGGAGGUCUUCCCUGCGAGGCGAGCGAGGCGGAUACCUGGGUGGUGACUCGUAGUGCGGCUGCGGCAGCUGGUGGCGGUGGAGGAGGUGCCGUGACCGCGAUUAGCUCUCACCCCCACCUCCACCAGCAGCAACAGCAGUGGCACCAGCAGCAGCCGUCACCAUUAGCGUUGAUGGCCGCCGAGCCCGCGGCUGGAUUGCCUUGGCGCGCGCCUGAGCUGCAACCUGUAGCAGCAGCAACAACCUCAGCCGCACCCACAGCCUUCGCUGCAGUAGCAGGAGCAGCAGAAGCAGCCACGCAAGGCGACGAUGAUGACCGGAUGAAGAUGCAUCGCGCAAAGAGGCCUGCGGCAGGAGAGGUGGUGGCAGCUACAGGGGCUGCAGCGGCGAUCCCUGACAUGACCGGCAGUGGCAGCGGUGAUGGCGGCCUGGUCGCAGCCGGGGCCAGGGCGAUGCCCACCCGGGCUGCACCUUCAGUGUCGGUUCCGGCGGCAACGGCCCAUCCCUUGGCAGCCAAGGUGCAGGAGCUGGUGGCGUUCAUGCGGGAGUACGUGAGGGUGGAGCCGUGCGACAUGAUGGAGAACGAACUUCGAGACAUCAUCCGGCGCUUGACCGAAGAGGACCCGAAGUUUGCCGAAUUCGCCUACCGCAAGCUGCUGAUUCAGCAAGAUAAAGUCUCCUUUGACACGCCGAGCCACACGUGCGCCAAGUACGGUUUACUUAGGGUGCAGCAGUGGCUGUUGGCCCGCUGCAAUGCGGAAAUGCUGGUGGUGGCCACCAAGGACGGCUGGCUGCCCCUCCACAUCGCCUGCCGGAUGGGCCAGCUGGAGGCCGCGGUGGCGUACCUGCGCCGAGCCAGGGACCUGGGGCUGUUUGACCGGGGCAACGGAGUGUCCAGCGGCAUCGCGAAUGUCGUCCUGACGGACCUGACACCCUUCAACAAGCACUUCAGGGGUUCUAAGGCCCGCGACGUGCUGGAAAGGGCCAUACAGAAGGUUUGGCCUGACGGUGGCGCGCCUGCUGUGUAUGAGGGUGUGGCGGAUGCGGGGAGCUUCAAGCUCGAUGUGGAGCGGCUGCAGUUUGAGCUGAACGGGCUCUCAGCCUCAACCCCGCGGAAUGGCGAACCCCGCGACAGCGGCUGA